Orbicella faveolata is the source of this 3886-nucleotide messenger RNA. RefSeq names its product sorting nexin-30-like. Gene Ontology annotation, biological process: protein transport; piecemeal microautophagy of the nucleus; reticulophagy. Lineage: Eukaryota; Metazoa; Cnidaria; Anthozoa; Scleractinia; Merulinidae. Gene Ontology annotation, molecular function: phosphatidylinositol binding; protein binding. Gene Ontology annotation, cellular component: early endosome; phagophore assembly site. The record is from RefSeq and is a predicted model, not a curated record.
UUUUUCUGUUUACAAGUUCGGCCAAUAUCGCCAACUGCUCGAAAAUAUGAGACUCUGUGGUUUAUUUGAACUCCACUGUUUUUGUCGCCGUUCGAUCUUCGGGAAGAAUGUUCUUUCCCGGCUUUUUCAUCUCUAUCGGAAAUGUAUGAAUGGACAGCUGGAGUGACAAAGCUUUUUAAAUUAUUAUCUCUACAAAAUGAGCUCAAAAGUUGUUUGUCGUAAGAGAAGUAAACGAAAAAGCCGACAACUGCAGGCACUGAGAGAUUUCACAGCAGCGGAUACGUGUUAUAGUGAUGGAGCAAAUCCUCUGUCUUUUCACAUAGGUGAAAUCUUCACAUUUCUGAGUCGCCGGGACAAUUACUGGGUUAAUGUGGAGAGAACUGUUCGGAAACACAACCCUUUGCUCAAGACGAAAGAUUAUUCUGCUAUUGAGCGGGGUAUUGUGCCACUGGACUACGUAAUAGAGAUGGAAACCAAACAGAAUGAAGGAAUGUCUUCUUUGCCCAAUGAAGACGAUUACCCGGCCCAGGAUGGCGACGAAAGUCAAGACAACAUCUUCAAGUUCAGUUGUCAUUUGAUUUUCAGGUAUUAUGCUGUUGGUGAAACUGUGGUAUCCACUAAAGAGGAACUAGCAAUUACACAGCAAUCUUUGAUAGAGGAGCAGGAGAGAAGUCAUCAAUAUCAAAAGCAACUAGAAGACAUCAAGAGUCAAAUUAAUAAAUCAGGCAAUAAGUCAGCGAUUAAACUUUUGGACAAAAUUAUUCAAAAGGAAAUCAAAUCUCAACCAAAUGGAUUAAUACAAAAGACAAGAUCUGAAAGUUCAUCUGGUGAUUUAAUGCUCUCUUGUGCACUCUGCCAUGAAAAAAUGAGGGUGGAUGAACUUGCUACGCAUUCCAAGGUGUGUUCAUCAAAAGAUAAAGGAAAACCACCAACAACUCCAACAACACCAGGCACAGAAUUACUUCGUGUUACAGUGACAUGUUCUGAAACGGAUGAGAAAAAUGCCACAUUUAAAGUUGUAACAAAGACGACUCAAGAAAACUUUAAGUUCUCCGACUAUGAGGUUCACCGUAGUGAAGGUGAUUUUGAGUGGCUUCAGUCAGCAUUAGAGGAAGCUUGCCCUGAGAGAAUCAUCCCUCCUAUGGUCUCACACUCUUCAUUACAUGGAAAAAUGAGGGAAGUUCAAAGAUUUUUAUCAAGAAUUUGUGCUCACAAGGUUUUGAAAAAACAUCAUCUUCUGAACUUGUUUUUAACUGGUGAGGGUCAGCUCAAGAGUGAGAGAGACCGACUGGCUGAGGAAUUGGAACAACUGAAGAGAAAGCUUGAUGAAGCAUACAAGGAAAAUGCCACACUUCAUGAAAGGUCUGCACAGGAGUACAAGCACAAUUUACAGCUUGUUCAUCAGCUGUUACAACAACGACUCAAGAAAACUUUAAGUUCUCCGACUAUGAGGUUCACCGUAGUGAAGUUGAUUAACUUUGUGUUCAUUCUAUUACAGAGAUACUUGGAGCAGUUUGCAGCAAAUCUUGAUGGCUUGAUCACACACCUACAGGAUUGUUUGAACAAGAACACAAUAGAUGGUCCUGGUGUUUGGUUCAAAUCCAUGGCUGACUUUGAGCCUGCAGAAACAUACUUGAAGGUGGCUACAGCAGCCCUCAGUAAAAUUUGUAUUGAGUUGGAAAAUAACCGAGAAACAGCAGAAGAAAAACUUAUAGUGAAUGAUCUGAAGAGUGUCUACCACUAUGUGAAGAGUGCUGGGGGACUUCUUCAAAGAGUGCAGGCUGCAGUAGAAACAUUCUUAUUCUGGGAUGAGGAAGUUAGAGCUUAUGAACAGAGGGAGAAGCCAUCUUCAGAAGACAGUGCAGAUAAUAGCAGUGAUCAAACACAGAAGUGGGCUGUGGCAAAUUCUAACUGUGCAGAUGCCAAAACAAGCCUUGAAUUCCUUUGCAAAGACUUGUCAUCUGAGCUAGCACACUUUGACUGGAGAAAAGAAGUAGAAUUACGUGAAAUAUUGACUGAAUACUCAGCACUCAGAUCGGAACACUUUGAAAAGGUCCAGAGUAAAUGGUUUGGUGUCAAACUCAUGGUGGAAGCACCAAUAGCUGCAGAGGUGCGAGCAAUCAAGUGUAUGGAGGAGUCCUGAUGAAAGAAAAUGUAAAAUGAUAAAACCCAACUGACUUGUCUGGCAUCCAGAUUGAUCUGAGUCCUCUUCACAAGUUCCAUAAUGGCAGAAGGGAAUAAAUAAUAAUAAUAAUAAUUAUUAUAAAAAUUAUAAUUGUAAUAAUAUAUGCAGUGCUCUUUUAUCUAAAAUAAUUAUAAAUGUAAGUGUAAAAAAGCCCAAAUGCAAUAGAAUAGCUAGCUAGGAACAGACAUUUAUUAUGUUAAGUAAUGGUAGAGUGUUAAAGCAAACCAAACUUCAAAUGAAAUGACCUUGUUUUUAGUUCUUCCUUCCCAAAUGGAGAAAAAUAAAAAUACUAGCCUGAGGUAAUUUCCUGUGUCUGAUCUUGCAGAAUAAGAACUUGCAAAUGAUUUUUAGCAUUUAAAUCAACUUCCAGAAUUCUUAGUUUGGUAAACUACUGUUGUUUUACAAUGCAGAGCCAUGCUUUGUCAAUAAACAUGGCUCUUGAAUAGAACAUAAUCUUCUUUGUUAUAACUGAUAAAAGUAAAAAAUAUUGUCAUGGUUUGUUAUGAUUUUUACUGUCAUAGGUUUUUAGACCUUUUCCAAGCAUUCAGUUAGCAGGGCUGUAGCUAGAAGAAACUUUUGACUGAGGUAAUGUCCAUGAAAACGUUCUGACUGAGGCAAUGUCCAAGGUUAAAUUCUCUUCCUUGGUAUUUAGGGUGUUUCUGAUGACUGUAAACAACAAAGAACAAAAUGACUGAGGCAAGUGCCUUGGUUUGCCUGAUACAAGCUACAGCCCUGGUUAGUUGGUUAACAUAGGCUGUAUGUUUUUAUCCUAACACAGCCCGUGUGUCCAUUCAUAGGGGUAAGGAGUGAGAGAGAAGCUAAAUACUCGGCAAGUUAGUUGUUGAUACAUGAAGUAGUUAAGAAAUUGGGAAUUAUUUGUACCUACACUGUACAGUUUCAAAUGAAUUAAAUGACCCGAAUUUAUAUUAAAUAAUAUAUUUACUAGUACUGGUAUUUUACAUAAUUUUAAUUAUUACACAUAAAAAUAAAUACAUGCUGCAGUUUUUCACAGUUCCAUUAAUUUAGUUUUUUAAUCCAUUGCUUGUUUUUAGAUAGUUUGAAGUACUUUAAAUUAGCUAUAAAACUUAAAACAAGAUAUCAUAGUUUAAUUUUUGUAGUAUGAAUUUAUAUUAAUUUUGUUAGAAAAUUAAUUGUACACUGCAUUGUACAAGUGUAAAUUCAUCAACUGUCUUUUUUUUGCAUUUCCCUGUACUUAGCAAGUCCAUCACCAAAUUAAUCUGGAAUGUAUUGAAUUCCAAGUCAUCCCAGGGCAGGAAAAAACCUAGGUUAGAUUGCCCGGGGCAAGUAAAUUUUGCUCUUGGGCAAGUGAAAAUGGAAGUUUAGUGGUCCGGUGGGCAAGUGAAAUUAACCUCAGUAGUCUUGUUAGUUGAUAAGGCAUAAACAUUGUGCACCUAUUGGGCAAAUAAUAUUUUAGUGGAGGCAACUUAAGACUGAAGUGAACUGGCCCACUGGAUUUCAAUUUUUUUUUUCCUGCCCUGCAUCUCAUGAUGAUAAUCAUAUCAACAAACAAGCAAUAAUUGCACGCUAAUUGCUUUUUUGCUGCGUGAUUGGCUGAGCAGUACAGAAAAUCAAGAGAGAGGUGGCAAAUAGUAAAUUUAUUUAUCAGCAUACCAUGUGGCGUAAAUAUCACCAUAGGCUCACAAAGUUUCAUAAUGAGAAAUAAAAGCCCACAAAACAUUA